UCAUGUCCUGUCGGGAUGGCUGAAGCUUCUUACUGGGACUGAACUGGUUUGCAGGGGCGCGCAGCUGGAGGCUCCUCCAGCCAAACACCGACUCCUCACACCGCGCACUGACCGACGGAGGGACGAUGGAGGCGGCGCCGAGGUAAUCUGCGUCCCCGCUGAACGUUCAGUUCGUCUCUGUGGAUCUCCUCUCUCUGCACACUGAGGCCUUUCUGAUCUGAGCACACCCACCGCAGCCAUGACCCCUCCCACCUCCGGACGACCCUCGCAGACGCUCGUGCCAUUCGUCUACGCCGUCUUUGCGCUCACAGCGACGACACUGCUUCCUGUGUCAGCAGUGGAACCGGAGACGUGUUUCUCCAGGCAGCAUCAGAGCGCCAUAGUCAACAUCAGGCUGGCCCUAAACAGGGCACCGACAGCCAUGGACGCCCGGGUGGUCCGCUCGGAGCGGGACUGUGUCCUCGCCUGCUGCUCCGAGGAAGUCAAACCAGGCGCCAAAUGCAACAUGGUGGUUUUCAACGGCAACAAGCACGCCGGCGAUGAUAACUGCUUCCUGUUCCACUGCCCGACGGAGCAGGACUGCCCUUUAACGAAGGCGCAGGAUGGCAUCAACACCUACGACAUCUACAAAGGUUUACUCCAUCCAACCACUGUGAGACCUGCCACCACUACAACCACCACAGUACAAACCACUACAACCACCACCACCACCACACCGGCACCAGCUACGUCAACAACCACACAACCAGCCACACCACAAACUACAACAACAACAACAACAACAACGCCACCAACCACUACCACAAUAACAACCACCACAACAGCACAACCGACCACCACUACAACCACCACUACCUUACCACCAACCACAACUUCAAGUCCUAUCACCACCACCACACCUCCACCCAUCAUCAUAAUCGCCACAAUGCCAGCUGUGACCUCAUCACCCACCACUGCUAAAACACCACCACCUUCCACCACCUCCACGAAAAAGCCCAACAAAACCACCAGAAAGCAAAAUAAAACCUCCAGGAAAGGAAAACCUCAUCCUAUCACCACCACCACCACUCAGCCAACUCAGAGCUCCACCACCACCACCUCACUUCCUGUUGUAACAGUGAACAAAGAGGCCAAAUACAGAACUACUGACAAACUUCAGCCAAACACUGAAACCACCACAACCACAACCACGACAACUACAACACUUCCAACCACCACACCUCCAACCACCACCGUCAUACCUCCAACUACCACAACAACUACCACCACAACAACCACAACCACACCUCCAACCACCACCACCACUACUACUCCUUCAACUACCACCACCAUCACGACUCCUCCUUCUACCACCACCACAACAACUACAACCACCACCACUGAGGCAUCCACCACAAGGACGACACCUGCAGGGACUCUUUUAAUUGUCCCCAAAGGCGCCGUCCAGUCUGACCACGUCCUCCAGAACUCAAAUGCUGCCAGGGGGAAGGAGAUAGGCGCGAGUGGAGCGAUGAAAAGUGGCAUGGUGGCAUUCGUGGUGCUGGGGCUCGCCGUGAUCACGAUGGCCCUCGCCAUUGGAGGCCGCAAGGCAAUGGAGUCCUUCGACAGACGCCACUACACAAGACUGGAGCUCAACGACCUGCACUACGAGGUGUGA
Messenger RNA from Archocentrus centrarchus (flier cichlid), 1657 nucleotides. RefSeq names its product MANSC domain containing 1 (gene mansc1). NCBI's taxonomy places the organism in Eukaryota, Metazoa, Chordata, Actinopteri, Cichliformes, Cichlidae. The transcript has 4 exons. The record is from RefSeq and is a predicted model, not a curated record. The coding region runs from base 239 to 1657 and encodes 472 amino acids.